AUGACCGUAUACCGCUCCUCCUAUCCAGAUCUCGACAUCGAGUCGGUCGAUCUGGUGUCCUACCUUUUCUCCAACCCUUUCAACACUCCUCUCGAUAGACCAUUGUACGUCGACGCUGUCACUGGGAAAACAUAUACCUUCGGCGAUGUCAUUCAACGCACCCGCUCGCUUUCAAAUGGUCUGCGCCAAAGCAUUGGCGUCAAGCCCGAUGAUGUCGUAGCCUUCUUCAGCCCCAACUCGAUCGAAUACCCCAUCGUCUGUCACGCAUUGAUCGGAUCAAGGGCAAUCGCCUCCCCCACCAGUGCGGCGUUGACCGCGCUGGAGUUGAACGCUCAACUCAAGACCAGUGGCGCGCGAUUCGUCAUCGUCCAUUCUUCUUUGCUGCAGACUGCCCAAAAGGCAGUGAAGGGAACCUCUGUCGAAAGAAUCGUCAUGGUUGACGGUGACUCUUUCGAGGGCAAGCCCACCUGUGAGAAGAUGGCCAGCACAUUCGCGCCAACUGAGUUCCUGACGGUAAACCCCGCCGAGGCCAACCGCCAGGCAACCUUCAUUUGCUUCUCUUCCGGAACCUCUGGCGCCGCCAAGGGUGUCAUCACCACACACCAGAAUAUGACCUCCAACCUGCAACAAUGGCGCUCCAUCAUGCUCGAGUCCGGGAAUCCCUCCCAGCGCCCCUCGAGGAGUUCCGCCAUUGGCUUCUUGCCCUUCAGCCACAUCUACGGUCUGAACCUCUUCAUCUGCCAGUGUCUUAUUUGGGGCACCACCGUUGUUGUCAUGCCCAAGUUUGACCUUGACGCCUACCUCGGCUAUAUCCAACAAUACCGCCCCGACGAGCUGUCCAUCGUCCCUCCCAUCGCCCUGAUGCUGGUCAAGGAUCCCCGUGUCAGCAAGUACGAUCUCAGUAGCGUCCGCAAAAUCAUGUCUGCCGCGGCCCCACUCACCAUCGAACUGUCGACUGCUCUCGAGGCCAAGUUCAAGGAAUUGUGGAACACCGAGGUCUUCUGUACCCAGUGCUGGGGCCUGACAGAGACUUCGCCUCUCGCGACUGCCAUUCCCAACGACCAGAUCGAGAAGCGCACCACGGGUGUUGGCUGUAUCGUGCCGAACAUGGAGUUCCGCUUUGUCGAUCCUGACUCCAUGAAGGAUGCCGAGGUCACCUCAAGCGGGUCAACUCAGCCUGCCGAGAUCUGGGUGCGCGGACCCAAUGUGGUGAUGGGCUAUUACAACAAUGACGAGGCUACCAAGAGUUCCUUCCACAUUGACGAGGCUGGUCAGCGGUGGUUCCGCACUGGUGACAUUGGAACCAUCGAUCCCGAGGGAUACGUCUCAAUCCACGAUCGCAUCAAGGAGAUGAUCAAGUACAAGGGACUGCAGGUGAUUCCUAGUGAGUUGGAGGGCAAGCUCAUUGACCACCCGGACGUGGAGGACGCGGCCGUUGUGGGCAAGUGGGUGGACGAGCGAGCCACUGAGUUGCCAGUUGGAUUUUUGGUUCUCAGUCGCCAGGCCAAGGAACGCGAUGAGAAGACCGUUAUUGCCGGUAUCAACUCAUGGCUGAACGAGCGCGUUGCUAACCACAAGCGUCUGCGCGGUGGUAUCCAUCUCUUGGCGCAGAUCCCCAAGUCGCCUAGUGGAAAGAUUCUGCGUCGGGAGGUCAAGGAACUCCUGAAGAGCAAGACGCCCAAGGCUCGUCUGUGA
This is a messenger RNA of Penicillium salamii, 1695 nucleotides long. The record is from the annotation of a GenBank genome assembly. Lineage: Eukaryota; Fungi; Ascomycota; Eurotiomycetes; Eurotiales; Aspergillaceae.